Penicillium olsonii is the source of this 1383-nucleotide messenger RNA. The record is from the annotation of a GenBank genome assembly. Lineage: Eukaryota; Fungi; Ascomycota; Eurotiomycetes; Eurotiales; Aspergillaceae.
AUGCAGCUGAUUUGGUGGAACUUAUUACUUCUUCACGCAUGGGCUGCUCCGGCGCCUGAUGCUCGUUUCCAGCACGACCUGCAACAGCUCUUGCGGAUUCCAGCCGGACAUCCAUUCAACCAGCCUGAUCUCCAGCAACCCAUCUCUCAAGAGCCUACUUCCCACCCCCCAUUUUCCCCCGGUCAUCGCGACCCAUAUGACCACAAGGUCGAUUCAGUGGGAGAUGAUCGAGAGCCCCUGCCCUUCCGCAAUGGUGAUGGCACGACGGUGAUGGGCCCGCGGAACCGGGAUCGGGAGCGUCAGAACCCCGAUCUGGUCCGCCCUCCCAGUACCGAUCAUGGCAGUAUGCCGAAUAUGCGAUGGAGUUUCGCAGACUCGCACAUUCGAAUCGAAGAAGGAGGAUGGACUCGACAAACCACCAUCCGGGAGUUGCCCACCAGUCGUGAGCUGGCGGGUGUCAACAUGCGUCUGGACCAGGGAGUCAUUCGCGAGUUGCAUUGGCACACGGAAGCCGAAUGGGCCUAUGUCCUCGCGGGCAAAGUGCGAGUCACUGCGCUGGACACCGAAGGUGGCAGCUUCAUGGAUGAUCUCGAGGCCGGGGAUCUGUGGUAUUUCCCUGCUGGACAUCCGCACUCCCUGCAAGGCCUGGGCGAGAACGGGACAGAGUUCUUACUGAUCUUCGAUAACGGACACUUCUCGGAGGAAUCUACCUUCAUUCUCACAGACUGGAUGGCACAUACACCCAAAGCAGUCCUGGCAGAGAACUUCCGCAUCGCAGCCUCGAAAUUCGACAAAAUCCCCACAUCCGAGAAGUACAUCUUCCAAGGAACGAACCCCGGCAGCAUCGAGGACGAAAAACCACGAGGCUUCAAGAAAUCCAAAAUCAACUUCACGCACCACAUGCACUCUCAAAAACCCCUCGAAACAUCCGGCGGUCUCGUCCGCAUCACCGACUCAACCAUCUUCCCCAUCUCCAAAACCGUCUCAGCAGCGCAUCUCGAAAUCGCCCCGGGCGCUCUCCGCGAGAUGCACUGGCACCCUAAUGCGGACGAGUGGACGUAUUUCAAGAAGGGACGAGCCCGCGUAACCAUCUUUGCGGCGGAGGGUAAUGCGCGGACGUUCAACUACAUGGCUGGGGAUGUGGGGAUUGUGCCUCGCAACCAUGGGCAUUAUGUGGAGAAUCUGAGUGAUGAGGAGCCUUUGGAGAUUUUGGAAAUCUUCCGGUCGGAUGCGUUUCAGGAUUUCUCGUUGGCGCAGUGGUUGGGACGGACGCCUCCGAGGAUGAUUGCGGAUCAUCUUUAUGCUUCUGAUCCGGAGUUGGCGAGGGAGUUCUUGAAGAAGAUUGAGGGUGCGGAGAAGGAUCCGAUUAAGGAUACGAUCUAG